Cercocebus atys (sooty mangabey) is the source of this 19102-nucleotide messenger RNA. RefSeq names its product XK, Kell blood group complex subunit-related family, member 6 (gene XKR6). The transcript is spliced from 3 exons. The coding region runs from base 76 to 1974 and encodes 632 amino acids. Gene Ontology annotation, biological process: phosphatidylserine exposure on apoptotic cell surface; engulfment of apoptotic cell; apoptotic process involved in development. Gene Ontology annotation, cellular component: plasma membrane. The record is from RefSeq and is a predicted model, not a curated record. Lineage: Eukaryota; Metazoa; Chordata; Mammalia; Primates; Cercopithecidae.
CCUCCCCGUUCCCUGCCUUCUUCCCCCCCCCGCCGUCCCUCCCCCCCAACCUCCGGAGCUGGGAAGAGAGUCAAGAUGGCGGCGAAAUCCGAUGGCGGUGGCGUGGGGGUGGGCUUCGCUCAGCUGCACAACCUGGACGAGGCGGUGGGCAGUGGCGGCGAGGAGGACGGGGAGCCCGGGGGAGGCGGCUGCGGCGGCGGCGGCGACGGCAGCGAGCCCGGCGAGAGCAGCUCGCUGCACAUCUGCCACUGCUGCAACACCUCCUCGUGCUACUGGGGCUGCCGCUCCGCCUGCCUGCGCUCCCUCCUGGGCAAGAAGCCGCGCCGCAGCGCCGCCGCCGACGGGGGGGACCAGCCGCUGCAGCCUCCCGCGGCCCCCGGCGCCGACCGCCAACCCCCGACGCCCUCGGCCGCGCGGCCAGAGCCGCCGCCGCCGCAGGUGGAGCGGCCGUGGCUCGACUGCCUGUGGAUCGUGCUGGCGCUGCUGGUGUUCUUCGGGGACGUGGGCACCGACCUGUGGCUGGCCCUCGACUACUACCGCAAGGGGGACUACGGCUACUUCGGGCUGACCCUCUUCUUCGUGCUGGUGCCGUCGCUGCUGGUGCAGAGCCUGAGCUUCCGCUGGUUCGUGCAGGACUACACGGGCGGCGGGCUGGGCGCCGUGGAGGGGCUCAGCAGCCGGGGCCCCCCCAUGAUGGGGGCCGCCUACGGCGCGGCGGUCUCGGCCACGCCGGGGGCGCAGCGCCUGUGCCGCCUCUCCGUGUGGAUCUGGCAGUCGGUCAUCCACCUGCUGCAGAUGGGGCAGGUGUGGAGGUAUAUCCGCACCAUGUACCUGGGGAUUCAGAGCCAGCGGCGGAAGGAACACCAGCGACGCUUCUACUGGGCUAUGAUGUAUGAAUAUGCAGACGUCAACAUGCUGCGCCUCCUGGAGACCUUCCUGGAGAGCGCGCCCCAACUGGUGCUACAGCUCUGCAUCAUGAUCCAGAAGAACAGCGCCGAGACCCUGCCCUGUGUCUCCUCUGCAACUUCCCUGAUGUCCCUGGCUUGGGUGCUAGCCUCCUAUCACAAGCUGCUGCGGGACUCCAGGGACGACAAGAAGAGCAUGAGCUACAGAGGGGCCGUCAUCCAGCUCUUCUGGCGCCUCUUCACCAUCUCAUCCCGAGUGAUCUCUUUUGCCCUCUUUGCUUCCAUCUUCCAGCUCUAUUUUGGGAUCUUCGUGGUGGUUCACUGGUGCGCCAUGGCCUUCUGGAUCAUCCAUGGCGGAACAGACUUCUGCAUGUCCAAGUGGGAGGAGAUCCUCUUCAACAUGGUGGUAGGGAUUGUGUACAUUUUCUGCUGGUUUAACGUCAAGGAAGGGCGGACUCGAUAUCGAAUGUUUGCAUAUUAUACGAUAGUCUUGACCGAGAAUGCUGCCUUGACGUUCCUUUGGUAUUUUUACAGAGACCCGGAGACCACUGACUCCUAUGCGGUGCCAGCACUGUGUUGUGUCUUUAUUAGCUUUGUGGCUGGGAUCGCACUGAUGCUCUUAUACUAUGGUGUGCUGCAUCCCAUGGGGCCACGAGCUAAGAUCCUUGCCAGCUCCUGUUGUGCCGAGCUGCUCUGGGGCAUCCCUUUGCCCCCCGAUGUUGAGCCCAUGGCGCCUCAGAUCCCUGGGUACCGGGGGACCCAGGUUACGCCCACCAGAGCCGUAACGGAACAACAGGAGGAUCUCACGGCUGACACUUGCUUGCCCGUUUUCCAAGUGAGACCCAUGGGGCCCCCUACCCCGUUGGGGCGUCCUUACCUCCCAGAAGGGCCCCUCAUUAAGAUUGACAUGCCAAGAAAGCGAUAUCCAGCUUGGGAUGCUCAUUUUGUAGACAGGAGGCUGAGAAGGACUAUUAACAUUCUGCAGUACAUCACCCCCACCGCAGUAGGCAUUCGAUAUCGAGACGGACCACUCCUCUAUGAGUUGCUACAGUAUGAGUCUUCACUCUAAGAGCAUCUUGACCCAAAUUGAGAAGGGGACUUUAAGUUUGGUUUGCGGCAAACACCGCUUGCAAGAAAUAUAACCCUCCCUUCCCCCAAUACACAGAACCACCGCCACCACCACCAACACCGCCACACCAACACCACCACUACAAAAGAAAAAAAAAAUUAAUAAGUCACAACCCCUUCAAAUAAGCUUUCUUUCCAGUCGCUGUAUGUAUACAAAGAUAUUCUCUAUGUUUUGUAAGUAAAAACAAAAAGAAAACCUUUCUUUUGUUUUUUACACAUAAGAAACAGUAUUGAAAAAUCCCACGCUAUGGUUCAUAGAGUGGAGAAGGAGGAGUUGUCUCCACUCCAAAAGAAAAAAAAAAGUUUUUUACCUUACACCAAGUGUAGAUCAUUUAUGGGAUUGGUGCUGAUUGAAAGAACAAAACAAAACAAAACAAACACAAACAAACAAAAAACCUUCAACUGCCUUAUGCCCUUAGGUGCUGAGUUUCAUUAAGUACUGUCACGUUUUCUCAUGCAAAACUCUCUGGUGAUUUUUGCACCAGGAGAGGGGAAAUUAAACAAUCAAAUGAAACAAUCUAAAAGUGAAACAAAAACCAACCAACAAAGACAACAUAAAGCAAUUAUUCUUCCUAUCUGAUUAUUUGUAUUGAAGAAAACAAAUUUACCAAAAGCGAAAGCAUAAAACCCGUUCCUCUUUUCAGUUUCUCCUCCUCCUCUCCGGACCUUCUCCCCACUUCGCAGAGCCUUCUAGGAGCUCGAGGGCUGUUUGAAACUCAAAUGGCUGGAGCAGCUACUUGAAGGCUGACUAUGUGCCAUUUCAGCAUUUGCCUAGCAAGAAUCACAUUUGUUUCCCAGUGAAAAGCAAACCAGAACAAAACAAAAAGCCACCCCAAUAAUUCGGUAAGGACAGGACAUUCUAAAGCAAAUUAAAGGAGAUUUCUAUAUACAUAAUCAGUAAUAAUAAAACUCAGCAUAGUAGCAAAAAGAACGACAUCAAUUUAAAGGCACAAUACUUAAUCAGUGACUGGCAACAAUGAUUAGUUCCAUCAUUUUAAGGCUGUGAACGGUAGACAUUUAUCACAUGUGAUAUUGUGUAAACCUCUUCUGUUUCCAUUUGGUGGGAAGCCUUAAAUUGAUCUGGAAAGAAUUCUUCAUUUUUCAUUUGUGCUUUUUUUUUUAAAAAAAAAAAUAACACAAAGAGGAAAACUAGAAUAUAUAUAUAUAUACAUAUAUAUAAAAAGUCAAAAUUGUAAUAACUGACCCAUUUCAAAGACUGUUUGGUGCUUCUGUCUUUCACCGUUGUGGUUGGCUGAAAAUCAUUCAGCUCACCUGGUGCAUCUGGGUUGAGUGGGAAAUUUUGUGUGUGUAGUAUGUGUGUGUUUGUGUGUGUAUGUGUGUGUGUGCCCAUAGCACACGUAUAUAUGUGUGUGUCCCUGCUGCAAAGUCUUGCCAGAGAUAUACAAAACUGAUGUAAGAUGGACUUGGAUUACGGAUUGGUUCAGCAGAGCAUGGGGGCAGGGGCUCUGGAGUGGCAGGGAAGGGAUGCCGCCUGCCCACGAGCCCUGGUUUGGGUGGCGAGACUCACAGCAGCAGCGGACUCCAGGCCUUAGAGGCCGUGCCAUUUGGGUGAGGAUUUGAUUCCACUGUUUAUUUUCUCAUUGUAUCAAGUUGAAUUUCUGCAGGUGUUGCAAGUAUGUUCAACCAUUUAAAAACUUUUUAUUUUUCAAAGUAUUGUUCCUUUAAAGAAUAUUUCUGUUCUAGGGCAUCGUUUCAAUCCCAUCGUAUCUCUACUUGGGCACAAAACAAAAAAAAAAAAAAAAAAAAAAAAAAGAAAAAAAAAAAAGUAUAUAUAUAUAUAGACACACACAAUAUUUUUAAGUAAAUACUGUUAGUCUUUGCUGUGUGUAGCUGCGAUUUUUUUUUCCAAAUAUAUACCUGUUUAGGGUGCAAGACCUCACAUUGAACUAUUCUUAACACAAGUUCAAUAACUGAGGGAUUUUUUUAAUGUUUGUGGAGUUUUUUUUUUUUUUAAAAAAAAAAAAACAAUUAUUAUUCAGUGAGGCUUCUCCUUCCCACCCCCUUCAUUGUUUAUCUAAAACCUUUUUUUUUCAAGAACAAGUUUCAAAUAUCAGUUGUGAAACUGAAUGCUCUCUUCUUUGUCUGGACUUCCUGGACCUCAUGCGUCCUUACUAAGCAUCGUGGUGCUGUCCUCUCCCCGUCCCUGACCCGGGGGUCCCCUCGGGCCUCCCUGGUGGGCAGGAGGAGGAGGAGCCCCCAACUCUAGGAAGCAGGACGAACAGAGCACACACAGGCAGCACUGAAAACCAGCCAGGAGGGCUCUGCACGCCCAUCAAAGGACCCACCUGUGGGCCCCUGGAGAGUCACUUGGGAGUUGGAAUCUAGUCAGAGGCACUUUUCUGAAUCGCACCAGCCUGCUGCCUUUCAAGGGCUUCGUGCCUGAGCUCUGCGAUGUACUCUGCUAGGCUGGGGAAGGUGAGGCCAUUGGAGGGUUGGGCAUCCGCUUUAGCUGGUGGGGUCCCACCUGUUGUCUGCCUUGGGUCUAGGGCUCUGUGCACCUGGAGCUGGCCCACGUCUGUCCUUAGCGCAUCUUCCUUGAAACGCCCUCAUGCAUCCUCUCGGGACUUCUGCCACUUCUGCUUGUGUGUCUGUUCUUGGAUUUCUUUCUUUCUUCCUUCUUUUUGUUUCAGCGCAGUCACAGGUUUUAAUUCGCCACCUCUAUUUCACUCUUGCACAAUUAGCGCGUGUGUGUCCCUGUGUGUGCAUCCUGCCAUGUUUACAUGAAACUUACAAAGAGAACGGUAGAUGCUGAGCUGACCGGGAGCACCAGGAGUUGGGAUGGCAACUUCCAACUCAGGGAGGGCCUCCAGGGUCUUAGCCACUAGGAACAAAUGAGGAGAUCACGGGACAUUUCAGCAAUCUUUUAAUUUCACACUUCUCACUGGAAAAGGCAUCCUCGCCCCUCCCUGGAACUCCUCCAUCAUGCCAGUACUUUCUUCACAAAGAAAAUGAAAAUAUGCAUCUGUGAGCAGCAGCAGGGAAAGCUGGUUUUGUAGAGAUGCAGGAAAAGGAAGAAAAGCAAGGAAAGAAGUAGAGAGCAAGGCAUGGAAGAGGCAGGGGAGACCUGAUGGCAAGGACCAGGCCAGCGCUGUCCUCAGUGUCCUCUUGUCAUCAGCCUCUAGCAGCUCCCCACACUCCCAGUUACCCUGAAACUUUCUGGCAUCAUCUCCCCUGGGGUCCUUCCCCCGAGGCCCUUCCCCUUCCAGUGAAUGGUCCUGGGCGUCAAGGCAGGAUUCCAUACACACUCAGUGCUGAGACCGCCUGGGGACCGUGUCUCCGGACCCAGAUGACUUUGGUCCUGAAAGCCCAGAUCCUUAAGACCGCCCCGUGACAGGGUCGCUCUUUGUCCCACACUGGGCAUCAGCAUUUAGUCUUUCAUUUGCCUGAGUCCCUGACAACCCUCCAGGGCUGCUGCUUCAGCUGCUUCCCAGAGGAAUGCCCGUGAUGUUUUUAGGUUUUUUUUUUAAAUUUUAAGUCUCUGGGCCCAUUUCUUUCCCAGGACCUCCUGAAGAAAAUCAAUCCAUUUCCAGUAUUAAGGCCUGGUAAGCACAUUGGUGCCCAGAGAUAGAGAAUACAAAAACUAUCUCCUUUGCAUUCCCUGAUGACUCCCCCAUCAAGUAUGCCCACUAAGCCCCAUAUUUUAUUCCUCUAACCACAUAGAAUAUUUGGCUCUACUUUUUCUUCUCAGAAAUGUGGUAGUAUCGCCAAACUAUAAUGGUGUUAGAGUCCUUUCUGCAAACUCUGCUUCUCCCUUGCUCAGCAGGUCUGCCUCUUCUCCCAGCCUCUGCGUAAAAGGAAACUUCAGUCCCAUCAGAUGACAUCGGGAUGAUGUCCCCUGAGUUCACUGCCUGAAGCCUGUGACAUCCGGAAUGGGGGCUCCCUGUCUCUUCAGGCCAUGAUGUGGGGUGCUAAGGAGGCUUCAGACCAUCAGAUCAACCCCCUCUGGCCUCACUCACCCCAAAGCUUCCCAUGUCUCUAACACUCUCCUGCACUCUGCCUCUGGAAGGUGUCACCUGGUUCUGCAGGGUCAGUCUUGUCCCAGCAACAUGGGUACCAGGACACUGGUAGGACACUCACCCAAGCAGAUCUGGGGCCAGAAUGAAAGAGGCCCCAUCUCCCUUGCCCAGACAUGCUGCCAUCACAACACACCCUUGGGCAGGGAAGAUGACAUUUCCCCAUGGCCUGGGGAUCCCCCACACCACACCUCCCAGGCACAGAAUCAUUGAAGACCACCCCAUGGUCCCCAUGGCUCUAACCCAGUCCCUCCACAGCGGUGGCCCCUCGGAAUCCCAUGAUCCUGUCUGGCCCGUGGUCAUGAAGGUGAUUCCCCUGGCUGGGGGUCGUCUCAUGCCACAGAUGUCUGACCCUGCCCGGAUAUGAGCCUGAUUCUCAGAAAGAAUUUACAGGUUUUAGAAAAGUGCCAAUUUACAUCAUUUUCUCCAUUCUUCCUCCAGUUUUAUUCCCUCCCAUUGCACAGUCAUGGGGGCAGAAAAGAAGGUCCCUGAUGUGGAUCUGGUUUGAAGCUGCACUGGGUGGGCCAUGGCCUCACUUCUUGCUGUACACCUAAACCCCUUUGCAGUCUUCACAAGCCAGGUAGAGGAAACACUACCUUUCUUUUCUCCAUCUGGUCUGCUGCUUGCUCAUGGAAGGGCUAGAACCAACCCCAAGCUUUGAUGCCCCCAGACCUUAGCACAGGGGUCCUCUCUCCAUGAUCCAGGGACAGAGCAAGAAGAGCAUGACAGUGUGCAGGCUCAGAGCCUUGGGCUUGGAGCAAAGGAUAUCAGCUCCUAGAAGAGAAUGAAGCAGGCCAUAUUCUCAUGCUCCUGGCUCGCUCGGAUGAGCUGGGCUGGGGACUGUCACCCAGCAUUCGUUUGGCACAGAUGGUAGCAUUUUCUUUGCCAAGAAAAGUGGCUCCUUACUCAAAAUGAGCCCUUUCAGGCCUUGUAUGUGUGAUGACAGCUGCUCUGGAUGGUGGCUUCAUGAUUGAAGGAGGGGAAUCUCCUUGUGUACCUUUAAUUUGAUUUUCUUACCAAGAAGCUAAAAUCUAUUUUUUCUUUGCCAAACUGAAAAAUAUUAACACAACCAGAUUUGGUUGUGGAGGUUGAGAUUUAAAUUCGGAUAAUGUAAAAGGAAGAGAGCUUAUUGCCAUUAAUUUCACCAAGAUCCAUGUGAUACUCUCAGUGUGAACUAGGAAACCGUCAGGGAAAUCUGGAGGAGCUUAAGGGAGACCUGGGGAAGACUGCAGGAGUGAAAUGGAAGGACUCAGAGGGGUGGGCCCAGGGGCUGGACCAGUCUUACAGGGAGCAGUUCUAUUCAUUUCACUUUCAAACAUUUAUUGGUCACUAGACCCUGUUGGGCAACCCCCUUCAUCAAGCACAACACAGUUAUCCCUUAGGGAGUGAACGUAAAUCAAUGUUGGUUCCUCUUAUCAAGGUCCAGCUGAGAACCAGAUGAGCACAAUGGGAACCUCUUUAAGCUUCUGUCCCUUUCUCCUCAGCCCAAACUGGCCAUUGUCAUAGAAGCAACAUUCCAUUCUCACCCACGGUUCAACCUCCAGAACACGGAAAUGGCAGGGGCCAGCCCAUCACAGGUUACAAACCCAUGAGCUUGCAAGAGGACUUCUCCCAGCAUCCUCAAUCAAUGUGUGCCUGUCCCAAUUUCAAAACAUGUAAAAAGAUAAAAAGGCAACUCUACCCUACCAGAGAUUUUUUUCUAUCCCCCUUCACUGGGAAAAAAAAGAUGAUGCUUAAUCUGAAUUCUUGCGGUGGCAACACAAGCUCCUUUCUCACCCAUCCCUAGCUAUUCUAAACAUUUCACUUCUUGCUUAAACACUGCAUCUCAUGCUGUUGGCCAAAUAUCAAAAGACAAGGGUGCUGCCUUGAUCCUGCUGCAGCCUCCUUCCUUGGCUCGCCUGGUCCUGUCUGCCUUAUUCAGCUCUCCCUGGCACCAUCUGCUCCUUACUCCUGUGGCUUUCCUUGCACUGGCUGGCAGACCAUGGCUGGUAUAUCCUGGAGACAAAGGUCGUGAGUGCUAUUAAUGACAGCUCCCGAGGGCAGCAGACGGACCACUGUGGGAGUUCCUCCUGCUCUUGGCCAACACCUUGUGUCAAGAGCUAAGAAUAGACCACAUUGGAAAUGAGCAGGCAGGACCUAGGGACACCUGCCCCAGGCUGCCCCAUCACAUGCAGAACAGUACGCAGGUCCCAGGAGAGGAUGCUGCCCUUGUCAUUCCCUAACACAAAUCCCAGGACCCUAACUACCCCUAAAAGUCAUUCUCAAACCAGUGAGGACAAAGAAAUAAUUUCCCUUUAGUAUAGUGCCAAUUGGUAAUCCAGUGCACAUCCCUCUGUAAGCAACAUUUGGCCAUCUGUCACGGUGGGUACAGACAACCCAUCAUCUGUUAGAUGAGCUCCCCUGGUCUGUUUGUCCAUCUUCGACAUAGCUCUGGGGUCCUCGGGCUAGAGUGGGCUCGGGAGAUUUGUUUUAGCUGCAGACUUCCUAGGGGCUUUCCUUUAGACCCAGAAAGAUCAGGAAAUGUCACAGGCUGAUUCAGGGUCCCCACUGUGAUUGUGGAUAACUCACUUCACCUCUCGGUGCCUUGGUUUCUCCAUCUGUAAAGUGGAGAGAAAGAAGGCCAACCUCUUCCUUCUCUCCUGCUCAGGGAUGCUUGGAGGAUUCAUCAUGUUGCCUGUAGCAAAGCCGUCACAUGAGAAAAAGUGGUGACCUCAUUUCUUGGGAAAUGGAACCACAGGAGGAGAGAGUGUUUUCCAGGUGCGGUGGCACCUGGAAGCCACAGGAUGAACAGGGAGCACGGCGGGACAGGGAGGAGUCUCACAUACCUGUAGUUCUUAGAGACUUCAUAGCACUGUGAACCCAGGUCAGUGGUACCCUGGUCAGGUGACCCUUGGUCACCUAUCUUGAGCCGGCCACUUGUAAUUCUAACACCAAAUCUCCUGAUGUUAAUUCUUCCUAAAGUAUCGGAGAAUGUAUGGAAGGAUGCAUUUGAACACUGAUAUUCAUUGAGCUUUGGGCAGACAAGAGGAGUGAAUGGAGAGUAUUUAGAGACUGUUUUUAAGGUGGUUGCAAGCUCUUCAGGAAAUCUCUCUCACCUUUGUUCUUCCUUCCAAUCUUUUUCAAUCUUGAUGCUCACCUCAUCAAAUGGACUCACCUUCUCUUUCCCUCUCUGCAGAGUACAGAAAAAGAAAAACACCGAAUCUUUUUCUUUUUAAACAAUUGUUCCAUCUGCCAAAAUGUGGGUCCCAAUGGUGGGUUUUCUUCCCUCCCUUGUGUGCUCUGAGCGGAACCUGCAGGCAAGGAUUCAGAGACAAACAGAACUGGAGAAUAGCACUAAUUUUUUUUUCUAAAACAAGGUAUUUUUUUCUUACAAUUCAAUUGGAAGUGUUACAUUGAAUUUCUUUUUCUUUCCUUUUUUUUUUUCGUUUGACUAUGGUUUGACUGUUAUCAAUUCAAAUACCAAGAUACACUCUGAGCAAGAACACAGACCUGUCCUGAGAGCCUCUGCUCUUCUUCGGACCUAACCUGGAGUUAGGGCAGGUGGGAGCCCAGGAGGCACUGGGGUUCCAGGAGGGCCAGCCGUGAGGCUGAUUUUCUAUCAGCUCUGAGAACCUUCUUGGAAAGAAAAAUUCCAGAAACUUCAACUGUUCUGCAUCAGUCAACCUGGCUCUGGCCUUUUCCUUGGAGUUCAGGUGUAUUUUGAUAUAGAAAUUCUCACCAAGAAAACAAGGGCCCUCCUGGAACUGUCCCUAAACGAGAUGGAGCUCGCACGAGCAGGUCUCGGUGGCUGCUGCCAACGCCUCCUGCUCAUUCCCAGCGGAGCCCUGACCAGAACUCCUUUCCCUCCUGCUCUGACCCUGCUCUCUGAGGUUAAUAUGAUUGUUUUGGCAGCACAAGGGACGAGAUCAUAGUCUGGAAUUCAGGAAUGACUUGUGCUUGACCGUGCAUCUGACUGUUCUGUGGACAGGUCAAGUCCUGCUGGGAUGGUUUAUUUCCACAAGGUAUUUCUGAUAGUCACAAAAGGAGAGAAUACAUGAGACUUCAUCCCUGAUUCUCCGUUCUCAUCAGCACCCGCUUUUGACUGGGAUGGACGGUGAAUGAACUGUCCCAAAUUUGAGAACAAGAACUUUGAAGAUGGACACAUGGAGCCAUGGGGAACAACAGGACUCAGUAGAUGGGUAGGAAGAAUAGUGACGAAGAGGAAGGCUCCCGGAAGUAUGCGGGAGGAGAACAUUAGUGGCCAUCUAGGCAUUCCUUCCUAUACUCUCUGGGGCAAAACUAGAAAAACGUAUUCUUUUCAAACAGAGGAAAUUGAUUUUACGGAGUGACGUGCUUAAGCAUUUUAUUUUUUAAACAAAAGGGUCAGAGAAAACAUCUAAAGAAAGGAGAGGCACAUUCUCAAGAACAGAUUAUGUUAUUGGAAGUAAAAAAUCCAGGACUUUAUCCUUCUACAGACCUAAGUCAAGUCACUCUUAGGGCCAAUUUCUCUUUCUGUAAAAUGGGAAGAAUAUCGUUUACCUACCUCACAGGGGUGUUGUGAGGAUUAAGUAAUCAUGACUGGUAAAGUGCUUUGAAGAUAAAAGUAUUACGAUGAUCAGGCUUGCUUCCUAUUUAAAAAUCUAAACACCAAUUGUGUGCAAGGUGCAGUGGAGGAAGGGAACAUAAUCCAGUUCCUCCACUCUCUUUCGAUUAAUGGAUAUAUUUUAAAAGAUUCCAAGAGGACAGAAUAACAGAGUUGUCUCAAUGUGGGUCAAGAAGGGAGUUCUCAUUCUGCCCCAGAAAAGCUACUCUCCUUUCCUUCUCAGAUAUUUAGACAAGAAGGAAGGGCUUUAAAUUCUUUGGCUUCCAUCAGAAAAUGCUCUUGUGGGAAGCAAACAAAUACUGGUUGUUCUACUUCCUUUGUGGGAAAAUGAAGGCAAAUAGCAGUGAAAAUUCCUUGUGACCAGCACAUAAGGUUCUUUAUUUCAGUUAUUCCUUCUAGGCUCAGCUUCAGUUUUGCCAUAGCCUUUUUCUUCUGUCUUCAGACCCAGAGAACAAUUCACUUAUGCUGUCCUGGAAUAGCUGGGGAUUUGGGGUUGGUUGGUUUCUUGGAGAGUCUGGUAUACUGUUGUUUGCUGGAAAGUCUUGGCUUCCAAAGACAAGGGUCUUUACUCGAAAACAAAUCAAAACAUGUGACUGCCAUUUUUUUUUUUUUUUUGGUGGGAGGAGUUUUCAAUUUCUUAGCUGCCUCACAUAAAGCAAAGCCUUUUAAAAUUUCUCAUUCAUUUUUCCAUGUGCAAAAAGUUCUUCUCUUCCCAAACAUACUCAGUGAACCAAGUCUGAAUUCUAAACUGUAGCACAUGUCAAAGGAUUCAAAUUAUUUGUACAGUGCCAUGCUGGAGGUUCACAAAUUUCUACAAAGAGCCAAAACACCUACUGAGCUAAGCAGGUUGGAAUUCCAGCCCCAAAUCGAAGCUUUCUGGAAAUGCUCCCAGAGCCUUUUAGCUUUAGGAAUGUCCUUUCAGUAUUGCUAGGGCAGUCUCCCUGAAUCCUCAGAAAUCCUCCUGCCACAGAAGAACAUCCUCAGAAGCCAGUGGGGGCUUCCUCUAUGUACUAGAACCAGAGAGAAGCCACUUGUUAUUUUGAAAAUCAUGAUAUGAUGCCAGCCUUUAAGGAAAGAAGAGAGUUACUUUCUUUUCCUUUCAGAGGGAAGAAAGGACUGGGAGAAAGGGAAGGUGAUUUGACUUGCUCUUUGGUUGCUGGAAGAGACGUGAGACUCAGAGGUCCAUGGUGGCCUGUACCGUGGACACGGGACUGCGGAGGCCCGUGGUGAGUUUCCUUAGGCAGCUGAGGUAGUGCUGAGGUGCUACGCUCCUUUCCUUUUAACCAAACCCAGGCUCAAGGAAAGGGGGGCCUCAGCUUUGGUGCUGCCAACUUGCCCAGAUCAUCCUGAGCGUCUCAGCCACGUCUCCGCCCCUCUCCAGCCUGUGUUCACCAGUGGGCCCUAGCGUUGACUCCAAAAGGCCUGCCUUCUUCGAGGCCCAUGCUUCCACGCACAUUGCUUCAGGUCCGAGCUGUCUGUCCAAAUGCAACCGCUGCAGCCUUUUCACUUGCCUUGACACCACUGUUGCUGCAUGCUUCCACCAAAUACGCCCCCACCCCUGCAGGAGCUGUCAUUUCACCCCCACUGAGAGGGCCUCCAGCAUUGCCCUAGGCCGCCAGCAUUGCCCUGGGCCUAGCCUGCCUGAAGCCCAGGACAGGCUCUGCUUCUUCCUUUUUUCAAAUCCAUGUGCCUUUAAAAGGCGUGGCCCUGGGUCCUCGUGGAGCCUUUAAAGAAGUGGAGGGCUGGAGAGAGGAACAGGUGAUGUUACUUAGGCAGUUGGGACACUCACUGAUAACCUGUGAAGCUAAUGUGGACCAGUAAGUGAAAACGCUGUUUUCCCAGCGGCUGGGCUGUCUAGGGCACUCGCUCUUCAAGAUAACAACAAUCCCUGUGAUGUGGUUGCUCACAUCUCCCCCUGCUGACCGCUAACCUCAUGGCACCUGCUCGUUAUUGAUGGCUUCGUUUGUAUUUGUUUGAAAUUAACAUUGAUUUUUAAACUCCAGAGAGAGAGAGAGAGAGAGAGAAAGAGAGCUGAAAGCCACAUAAACUCUGAGAUGAUCUGAGAUUAUGAGAACAGAGGAGAGCAUGAGCAUAUAACUGCAUCCAAAGCUUAUUGAUCCGUCGAGAUACAUAAAUGUGCCUGUCUUGGGCAUAUUACUUGUAUAUAUUCUUAUGUAUCUUUUUCUUAAAGGGCUGAAACAGUUUGAUGAAACAGAGUAUUCUGAUGUUUAGGGCUCUUGCCGGGCUUGAAAUUGACCUAGGCUAGAUGGCUUUUUCCUUUCUCCCAGGCACAGGGUCAUGAAGAAACCCCUGAGCUGGUAUAUGCCUUCACUUCCUCCAUAAGUGACAGAAAGCCAAUAGCAGGGUUCUACUGGGACUUGAGAGAUUCUCUAGUUGCUACCAGUAUUCCCAGCAGAUUCACAGAACAACCUGGGAUCCACAGGAAGCAGUUUUCUAAACAACUCCUGGACGUUCUGGAAUGUAAAUCACACUGAGUACAUCCGAUCUAUUAGCGCAGCGGUCGCCACAGUAGGGGAAAAGAGGGGAGUGUGCUGUGGACAAGUAAGCUUGGACGUUACCGCUCUGAGACUGGCCAGUGGUAGAUGAUCUUUGGCUGCCAAGAUCUCUGGCCAGUGACAACCAAACCUGCUCUGUCCAGCUCCUCUGCACCACCAAUCUCUGCAGGCGAAGUGGAGGCUGGCCCCUUGAAGCCAUGAGGACUCGGGGCAAGUGUCUUCCCUGCCUAAAUAUGAAGUCCUCCUGGCAUCUCUGGUAGACAGGGGACACUGCAGGGCAAUUGCUUUGUGGGAGGCAGAAUGCAUUUUUCAGCAGCUCUGGGUACCUCCCCACAGCAGCGGCAGCAUUGACAAGUCUGGGGUCCUCCAGAUAGACUUCAGCAGAAACCCAAGUGUCCACAGCAUGAAAAGCCACCCAGAGCCCCUUCUGCCCUCAGACAGAAUUGGCAUGACCUGGAGCGACACGAUACUUGGUUGUGUGGGAGAAGAGCGUUUCAGGUGGGCUGGAGGAAGCAGGUGCUGAUGCAGCAGGGCACGCUGAACCCUAAGUUUCUUUCUGGGGCAGGGUCUGGUUCUGGGCCUCCUCCUCUGGCUGGAGGAGUAAGGGAGACCACCUGCAGUGUUGGGAUCCAUGGUCUCUGGAUGUUUCCGAUCCAGGCAGGGGCUUCAUAAGAGUCCACCUGGAAGACCUGGUGUCAGGUGUGAGGCAAUCACAGGGUCUGUCCAAGCCUGGAGAAACCUUUUCAAGCCCAGAUCCCCAGAGGUAGCUUUGGAUCCCCUCCUCUAAACUGUCACCUGUGCACAGCCUGUGUUUCCUGACACUCAGGGUGUGGCAUACAGCCAGUGGCUCCAGACGGUCGUGCCAGCACCAUCCGUCCUGUCUCCUCCCCUCCAUCUCCUCUCCCUUCACCAGGCAUGGUAGCUGCAGUAGUGAGGACAGCAAACUGACUCUCUGCUUUCCCUGCGAUGGCCAAAUACAUUCCAGCUUCUACAACCUCUUGUCUUCAGCCCUGAUCCCCGUUGUACACAGUUUUCAUUAUCUUUUUCCUUACAUGGACUCUUUUGUGACAAGACAUGUUUUUAAGAAAUCUUUUUGUUUGGUUUUUCUGGUGUAACAGAAAAUUGGCUUCUUGGGGUAGGAAGAAAGAAAUAUGAAAAGGACAUGGGAAGAUGACAGUGUCAUGCUGGAAGGGUUGAUGGUGCCACCCUGCCUUCUACAUGGUGGUUUUCUUUUACUUUAAAAAAAAAUAACACAUUUGUUGCAGAAAAAAGUUGGGGUUUGGAGAGUACGGAAAGAAGGCAAGAAGGAAGCGAGGAAAGAGAGAGAGAAGGGGAAGAAAGAAAGGAGGCCCCUUGGGUGUCACUGUCUUCUCCUGAUGUCUGGAGGUGGUUUGUUGUUUAAAGGAAAUCCGUUUUUCUCCCUGCAGCUGGGCUGAGCUUUCCAGCACUUUCUGGCUCUGUGUGCGCCUGAAAACAGGCCACAAGGUCCUGGCUCUGGCCUCACUGACUUCACCCUGCAGGGUCAUUUUGGGCUUCUCUGUGCCUGGUCACGGGCUCUCUCAACCCCUCCACCUGCCGCAGGGAGGCAGCCAGCAGAGGCCAGGAGACUGGAAUCCAAUCUCUCUUCUCAUAACGAUGGUGAUUUUCAUGGGCUUCUUUUUUGGAUUUGCUUAGCUUUUCUUGGAUACUUUUUCUCCCAAGAAACUUUUCCGUGUUCACUCUGUAAGGCUGAAGACGCUGCUAACUGACGCUCUCUAAAGCAAAACUAGUUGAACUUCUCAGGUAAUUCAAAGCCUUGAGUGCAUAUAAUUUGUAAUUUUCCCUAAAGGGCUAACAAAAUAGUCUCACUGCUCCUGUCCACCCUGAGCAUGGGCUGUCUGACAAACAGGUUUGUGUGUGUAUUUGUGGGUUUUCAGGAAGCAGAGUCAUAAACAUCAUUACUUUUGAGAUUCCAAAUAUUUCCCCCCCGCCACCACGGAACCUGUGCUUGAGCAAGCACGCAUCCGUACGAGGAAAGGUUGAGAACCUGGCAACUCCAAGCUACUGGCGGGUGCCCCUGUUCCUCUUCCGGUUUCUCUAGGACAGGAAGUUUGCUCACUGUGUGAAGUUUUAGUCACCGUAUGAAACUCACCCUUUCCAGCUGGGAUUCUUUCCUUCUUCCCUUUGCCUCCAUGUAUCUAAUCCUCAUGGUUGGUUCUUACAUCCUGAGAAGAGCUGAGUGAGUAGAAUACAGCUUCCAAAGCUCAUACCAUGUUUUCCUUUACUCUGGAGUUUGCUGGUGUUGCUGAGUGAGUAGAAUACAGCUUCCAAAGCUCAUACCAUGUUUUCCUUUACUCUGGAGUUUGCUGGUGUUAAAAAUAGUCUAUAGUAAACUAUAGGCUAAGGAGAAAGCCUGUGAGCUGGACCUUCCUAGAUGCAGGUUCAUGACCACCUCCUGUUAACCAAAGUCUCGACCUAAAAGCAUAGAAAUGAGCCAAUUUCUAGCCUCCAUCUCUCUGGGGAAGAUCUCUGUGGAAGUGACUUAGCCAAAAUUUUAGGGGAGGGCUAGAAAAUACCUUGCCCUUGAUCACCCUCAAACUACACAGGUAUUGCUUAUUGAUACCCUGUGUGACAGGUCAGGGAGAGCCCUUAUGCAUGUGAUUGAUGACAUGCUAUGUGAUUAAUGCACCCUUUGGAUGGGGAAAGAAGCCCUUAUUCUUAAUUAGUUUAACUGAGCACCUAUUACAUGCAAAACAUAGUCUUUGCCCAUAGAUAAAGCUGGAGGGGAGGGAAGUACUGAAUGAAAAUUCCCAAGGUGUAAAGGCUAAGAGCAAAAUCUUCCCUUCCCACUCCUAGCAGCUCAGAAUGCACAUUGCCAUUUAGACUUCGCGUAGUACAGUUGCUGGACUGGUUCUUGGAGUACCAAGAACCUUAGAUCAUUGGAAAGGCAGAGGCAUGGAAGCCAGCAAAAUGGGCAGAGACCACUGUCCUAGAAUCACAGGAAAAGACUCCCAGACACUCCAGUCUGUUAUUGUAGAUGUGUCGUGGAAAAUAGCCUAAGAGGAGACCCAGGGAAAGGGAGGUGGUGGUGAGGUGACUUUUCUGUUCCCAUGAAGGGGCUAAGGAAGCCUCCUUGCAAAUGGAGAACUGGUCUGGCAGAAGUCUUUUGUUUGGCCCUGUUUUCCACACAGCAAAAGUAGACUUGGGUAAAUAAUUCAGUGUGUUGGAACGUGAUAGGAAUCAUUUAUUUUCCUUAUACUGCACUUGGGAGCAUCACUUUUGGUAUAGACAAGCAUCAGAAUUUGAAAACCUGUUUUAGCUAAAACCUCCAGCUCAAGGAAAUAAGUAUAUCACAGAGGCUAUUGGGUGGGACCCCACCCCACCCGAUAAGCAGCCUCUUGUCUUUGAGAGAAGCAUUGGUCCACAUUUGGGAAGAAAGGUCCCAGCACAGGGAGCCAUUCUGAUCCUGGCCCCGGGUCUUCCUAUCUUGUCACCACCAGCUUGGACCGUGGAAAGUAAGUCGUGGGAGCCUGCAGUUCACACCAGCAUGGCCAGUUGACCUCCCUUGUCCAGCCCAGACCUAGAGUCAGGAAGGACAAUGACUGGAGAGAACGCUGGGCCCCUGUAUCCCCCACACCAUGUUCAGAUCUUCCUGCCACAGAUACAGGUUCCCCAUUCCCACGUGGGACGUGGCUCCCUGCCUGGAAGGAGAAACCUAGGAUGGAAUAUUUCAAGGCCGGCAAGUAUGCUAAUAAAAAUUUAAAUGCCGUUUAAUAUCCACUCUGCAGUCCUCCACUGCCUCCUCUCCUUUUCUGGUUCAUCAGUGGCACAUUUAACUCUUGGUGCUCCAGAUGGCCAAUGACUUCCAUUUUCUUGGCCAGACUAUGAGGAUGGAGUAAUGUUGACUCAAAGUCAACACCCAUGGUUCUCAGCUAUGUGGACAGAUGUGGACAUCUGUCUGUCCUCAUUAAUCUAGACCUGGUGCUAUUUGUGGCAAAUCGUGCCUAUGGAUGUAAUUUCCUUCAUUUUCUUUCUUUCUUUUUUUUUUUCGAUUGCAUUGCGACUGAAUAAUUAUGCUAGAAAGACAGAUUUCCGUGUAGGGCUUUCCUUAGCACAAGACUUUUUUUUAUUUUUUAUUUUUUACUGUUUUAGGAGAGCUGGGUUUUCAGUGUCUGAGACCCCUUAUUUUUAAAAGAAAAAAAAAAAACUGUUUUUCUUUUCUAUUAGCCAAAAAGAAAAUUGCAUUAAAAACAACAACAUCAUGCUCUUUCUUCCCUCUCUCCCUGCUGAGUUUGAAGGGACAGAUGCACAUGGGCUGGGAGCUUUUGAAUCAGUUGCUCAAAAGACUUUUCUGUUCCCCCACCAUGGCGAGGUCAGGGCAGUGACAACAAACAAUUUAACUUCUCGAACCUUGUGGUGCCUUUUCUCGUGGUGCUUCUCUGUUGUGUAACUCCACUCAAGGCGGCCACUUGCAGCAAACAGCAAUGCCAGCAAAUGGUAUUAUGUGCCAGUGCAGUAAAAGACUUUAAUGUAUAAAUAUAUACAUAGAUAUAGAUAUAGAUAUAUCACUAUAGUUAUAUAACUAUAUAAUUGAGGUUCUGAUGCAGCUUUGGUGGGAGUUGAUCAUUCCUCUGCAAAAAUAUAUACUACUCAACUGGAACUAAUGGCUCUCUUGAGGGUAUUGACAUUUGGGAAAGGCACAACAGAUGAGAUGGGUUACUCUCCUGUGACAAGUUUUCUUCUUCCUUCUUGUGAAAGUUGCUGUCUCCAUAGCACAGAAUAUUUGAUAAGGGAGCAAAGUGCAGCUUCUUUUGAACUUCCUUUGGUGCUGAUAUAUAUUUCUUUUAAUUCUUUGUUUGUUUUGCUUCCCCAUUAGUGGCCAAUAAGCUGCUUUCCCCAAAAUCUCAACUCACCAAUCAAAGGUGGCAGGGGACAGUUUGGGAAUAAGAGGCUGGAAGUUGGGCAUCCCUCACUUCAUGUCCUGACUCAGUUUUCCCUGUGACCUGCAUAAGGCCCACACGUGGAUUCUCCAUCUACAAUGAGUAUCAUAAUAUUUACUUACCUCAUGGGGAAGAGUAACUUAAAAGGAUUAAUUGCUGAUACUGAAUCACUAGAUCAUUAUUAAUUUGGAGACAGCAACUUGACAUGUUUUUAAGAUUUUGUUUAUAUGUUGCUAAGACUUAAAUCUUGGGGUUUGGUUUUGUUCGCCUCUCGUUUCUCCAUCUCUGCUAUGUUUUCUGUCCUGCCUUUGGCAAUACCUUAAAUAUUCUGUAACUCGUGGAGAUUCACCUAGGGCGUUGGGUAGUGCUAAUUUCUCCCAAGGGAACAACAUCACUAAUACUGUAUAAGGUGCUAGAAUCAAACCUCAUUUUAUAUACUUUGGUUCUUAGAGAAAAACAAAACAUGCAGAAUUCUUUCUGUGAAGCCUUACUAUAGAUUGCUAUAGCCAAUUGUUUAUCCAAAAAGUGAGACAGAGAGAAUAGAAAAUAAAGAUAAGAUGCAGAGGUUCUGUAUAAAGUGUAACGAAAAGACCUUUGCUAUUUCUUAUAUUAAUGUAAACUAUCAUAUAUAUAUUUAUAUACAUAUAUAUAUGCUUGAGGCAGAUAGAAUGGAAAAAUGUACAGUAUGGUCAUCUUUAUUUUGUCAGUUAAUUCACAACUUUUAGUAUGUGUGCAAGAGAGGUUUACGGUGGGGAUGGGAUAAGGGAUGCCCAGUGUGAGAUGGGAAAUCAUUCAUCUUUCUGUUCUGUUCCACAUGCUAGUAGAAGGAAUAGGCUGAAUGAGAGGAAAGGGGAAUAAAUCAAGACAUAGAUGUGCUUUUUAAAUUUUCGGAGCACUGAUGUUAUGCUUUUGUGUUGUUUCUUCUUUAUUUCAAGAUUUCUCUACAGUGCUGUAAAAUUGUCCCCUGCCUAGGGCGUUAACCAAUAAUGUUUACCUCAAGAAAGUUUUUUUUUUUUUU